AUGACUCUCGCUAAGACCAAACAAUCUCCUUUGGCAAGACUGUCCAAGAAAUUCUCCCGGAGGACAUCAGAAUCCUCCUCAGGGAGACUUCAAACACAGGAAGACGAAGCAAGAAGCAGUAGCAGUGGAGGCAGCUCGUUGAAUGUUGACGAGCUAAGAACCGUAUUUGAGUACAUAGACACAAACUCGGACGGGAAAAUCUCCGGUGAGGAGUUACAGAGCUGCGUUGGCCUCUUGGGAGGCGCGUUGUCUUCACGCGAGGCGGAGGAAGUCGUCAAGGUUUCGGACAUGGACGGAGACGGGUUUAUCGAUUUUGAUGAGUUUGUGAAGCUAAUGGAAGGAGAAGACGGUAGUGAUGAGGAGAGGAGGAAAGAGCUGAGAGUGGCGUUUGGGAUGUAUGUUACGGAGGGGGAAGAGUUUAUCACGGCGGCGAGUUUGAGGAGGACGCUGAGUCGACUCGGAGAGUCGUGUAGUGUUGAUGCGUGUAAGGUUAUGAUUGGUGGGUUUGAUCAGAACGGUGAUGGAGUUCUUAGCUUUGAUGAGUUUCUUCUCAUGAUGAUGCGAUGA
Arabis nemorensis is the source of this 567-nucleotide messenger RNA. The record is from the annotation of a GenBank genome assembly. NCBI's taxonomy places the organism in Eukaryota, Viridiplantae, Streptophyta, Magnoliopsida, Brassicales, Brassicaceae.